AUGGAACUAGAUACUAUGGAAGGAAAGCCGGGCUGCCUGUCUUGUGGAGCUAAGUUCAACCACCAAUCAUCGCUCAGUCGUCAUUUGAAAAACCAGUGUAACAAAAAUCUAUCACGAAGGCGUAAGGCUUGUCGUCAAUGUGUUACACAUAAAACAAGGUGUAGCUUAAAACGGCCUACUUGCUCACGAUGUCAUGCGCGUAAUAUUCCCUGCGAAUACGCUAUUCCUGAGAACCUGAACACUCCGGCGAAUGUGAGACACGACCUUUUAGAAAUUGAGAAGAAUCCGACAAGCACCACGCUUUCAGAUAUCUCACCUACAUUUCGACCACAAUUUUUACAGUCAACGUUUGAUCCUAAUCUAUUCGACACCUUUUUCUCGGAUGCAGGAAACUGGUCUUCAAUGCCACCAUUAGAUCUUGAUUUAUAUCCGCAAAAUAUGGAUCACUCAGGGCUGCUAUCUUUUGGCCGUGAAGACGGAAGUAUUUCCGAGCCUGGCCGACUCGACAACGUUCCUUCUAUUGAGCUUCCACCGUCUACAGAAUCAAAAUCGGUUGCUUUAGCAAAUCACAGCAUGGAACUUAUAUUCCGUGUUUUUCGUACUUGGCCUCAGAUGCUGGCUGAGGGAUUCCAACUACCUCCAAUAUUCCAUUCCACACAUUUUGCUCAGCUUGAUGUUUUGCCCCGGCCAUUGGCGACUUGCACAACUUUAGUCAAAAUGUGGCAUGGACAAAGCGUUGGAGCUGAAGAGAUUGUGAGGAAGACAAUAAUUUCAGAGUUGAAUCUUAUUGUCGAUCAACCAGAAGAACUUGACGAAACGAUGCUUUUAGCAGUUCUACAAGCUGUAGUGAUAUAUUCCAUUAUCCUCCUCUCACCAUCAAGAGCCCCACAAAACUCAGCAGAUGAUAACGAAAUCGUCUUUCAAAAAGUCGAGUCACUUGUGUGGCACGUUGUGCGUGAUGGCCUUUUCUUUAAAGAAGAAAGAGCACAGACACGACCGUGUUGGGAAGCUUGGAUACAUGUUGCAUCCAAACGUAGAGCAGUGCUUACUUUAUAUCUUCUUCAUUGGGCAUACUCGGUGUUGCACAAAGUUCAAUGUUUUGACUGUAAAGACCUUGGGUUUAUGCCUGCACCGGCCCCAAAGGCACUCUGGCAAGCAAACACUGAACAAGAGUGGAACACAAAAUACAUCCAUUGGCUUUCGAGAUGGAGUGGUCGAAUUUACCUUCAAGCCGAGAUUGGAGAUAUCCUGCCCGGUACUACUUUGAAUAAUAGAGCAGAGAAGUGGUUUGGAGAGGUUGAUGAGUUUGGAUUUAUUAUGGCUUCAAUCGUCAACGCUACAGAAUUUGACCCACCAUCACUCAAAGUCUUAAUCCAGUAA
Messenger RNA from Botrytis porri, 1380 nucleotides. RefSeq lists its product as uncharacterized. Gene Ontology annotation, biological process: regulation of DNA-templated transcription. The record is from RefSeq and is a predicted model, not a curated record. The coding region runs from base 1 to 1380 and encodes 459 amino acids. Gene Ontology annotation, molecular function: zinc ion binding; DNA-binding transcription factor activity, RNA polymerase II-specific. The transcript has 4 exons. NCBI's taxonomy places the organism in Eukaryota, Fungi, Ascomycota, Leotiomycetes, Helotiales, Sclerotiniaceae.